Spinacia oleracea (spinach) is the source of this 1769-nucleotide messenger RNA. RefSeq names its product UDP-glycosyltransferase 74G1. Bases 246 to 1628 code for a protein of 460 amino acids. The record is from RefSeq and is a predicted model, not a curated record. Gene Ontology annotation, molecular function: quercetin 3-O-glucosyltransferase activity; quercetin 7-O-glucosyltransferase activity. Lineage: Eukaryota; Viridiplantae; Streptophyta; Magnoliopsida; Caryophyllales; Amaranthaceae. The transcript has 2 exons.
UUAGACUUAGAAAUCAAUUAAGCAACCUGAUUAGGAACACAAUUAAUUGAUGUUGAUUCACUACCUAGAAAAUGAACAAUGUCUUAAGCUUGUAGGCAAAGAACUCCCAACACCAUUACUCUAAAUAUCCUUCACUUCUCACUUCGGCUUAUCCAUCACCACACCAAAAGCUUCGAUCUACAAUACCGACCUCUAAUUUAAGUAUUUAAACAGCGGAAUUAACCUAAUUUGUCUGGGUCAUUACAAUGGAGGCCCAAAAGGCCCAUGUUCUUGUGGUUCCGUAUCCAAGUCAAGGCCGCAUGAACCCAAUGUUUCAAUUCUCCAAAUGGUUGGCUUCCAAAGGUAUCAAACCCACCUUAGCCCCAACUCUUUGCUUCUCCAAGUUAAUGGACACGACCGCCAUUUCAACCCAUUACGGUCUACCAAUUAAAGUACGACCCUUUUCCGAUGGGUACGACGAUGGGGGUUUUAUCCAGGCCGGGUCCAUUCCAGCCUACUUGGAUAGCUUGAAAGUCAAUGGCCCAAAAACCCUGGCCCAACUCAUUGAGAAGCUAACUGAGGAAGGGGAUCCCGUUAAAGCAAUCAUAUAUGAUGGGUUUUUGCCUUGGGCCUUGGAUGUGGCUAAGAAGUUUGGGCUUCUUGGGGUGUUGUUCUUCCCUGAGUCUUGUUCAGUCAACAGCAUAUAUUACCAUGUUCAACGUGGGCUGAUCAAGGUCCCUCUUAUGGGCCCUGGUCCAAGCACGGUCUCGGUUCCCGGGGUUCCGGAGCUCCAGCCAUGGGAGACUCCGUCGUUCGUGUACAACGGGUCGUACCCGGAAUGGUUUGCUUGGGUGUUGAGGCAGUUUUCUGAUAUUGAUCAAGUGGAUUGGGUGCUCUGUAGUAUUUUCUAUGAGAUGGAGAAAGAGGUGGUUGAUUGGAUGAGUACAAUGUGGAAAGUAGGAACUGUAGGACCAACAAUUCCAUCAUACUAUCUUGACAAAAGACUAGAAGAUGACAAAGACUACACCUUCAAUCGGUUUAAGCCAACCACAUCCGUAACCAAGAACUGGCUAGACACCAACCCGAAAAACUCCGUCAUCUACAUGUCCUUCGGAAGCUUAGCCAAGCUCUCCGAACCACAGUUCGAAGAGCUAGCAUGGGGCUUAAGAAACACCCACAAGAACUUCUUAUGGGUGGUACGUGAAUCAGAGCAAGCUAAACUUCCAAAACAGUUCAUAGAAGAAACUUCGGGCCAGGGCCUCGUGGUUGGAUGGACCUCCCAGCUGGAGGUCUUGUCCCACGAGGCUACAGGGUGUUUCGUGACACAUUGUGGGUUUAACUCUGUCCUUGAAGCGUUGUCGCUUGGAGUGCCGAUUGUGGGAGUCCCGCAGUGGUUUGAUCAAGGGACUAAUGCCAAGUUUGCGGAGGACGUUUGGAGAGUUGGUAUCAGAGCCAAGGUCGAUGAUAAGGGGAUUGUGGGAAGAGAGAGUUUGGAGGAAUGUAUAAGGGAAGUUAUGGAGGGUGAGAAGAGGGAAGAGUUGAGGAAGAAUGCCGAUAAAUGGAAGAGAUUGGCUAAUGAAGCUAUGGAUGAAGGUGGAAGUUCUGAUAAGAAUAUUGAUGAGUUUGUGUCUUUUUUAGUUGGAUGUUAGUUCCUGGUGUUUCUCUCUAUGUAUUUACUACCUUCGUUUAUGAAUACUCGCAACACUUGUGUUAGCGCAUAGUUUUAUAAAUGGUUUUGUAUAAUGCAUAAAAAUGAAUAAACUAAUAUACAAAUGGAGUUAAUGAUGGUA